Molecule: messenger RNA, 2043 nt
Organism: Ostrinia furnacalis (Asian corn borer)
Lineage: Eukaryota; Metazoa; Arthropoda; Insecta; Lepidoptera; Crambidae
Product: low-density lipoprotein receptor-like
Exons: 7
Coding region: 131-1237 (368 amino acids)
Biological process (GO): receptor-mediated endocytosis
Cellular component (GO): apical plasma membrane; plasma membrane; signaling receptor complex
Molecular function (GO): hormone binding; protein binding; calcium ion binding
Source: RefSeq, a predicted model, not a curated record
UUUUCUCAUUCGCGUUUUUGGGUCUUUUUGGUUCGCACUCAGACCAAGUUGGAAGAAUUUUACACUAUUUAGUUACAAAUAUUUUUGUGAUAUUCCGUUUUUAGUGUUGUCUGAGACUUUUUAGUUUCAAAUGAUUUCAAAUUAUGGAGAAAAACGAAAAUGGCGCUUCAACAAGAUGGCGGCCGUCAUCAUCAUGGCGGCGGUCCUCCUGCCGUGCUCGGCACAGCUGCUAGACGAGCUGGAUGCUUUGGAGGCGGAGUGCAUCGGCGAGGAUAAGUUCCAAUGUCUGGAGGGCAGCUGCAUCCCCCAGGAUGCGUACUGUGACGGGAAGAUCGACUGUCCGGAGGGCAGCGAUGAGAAUUUUUGUCCGCACCACCUCCCAGACCCGGAAUUCUGCAACAAAACCCACCACUUCUUGUGCAACGACAAGCUGAAGUGCAUCCCGUUGUCGUGGAUUUGCAACAACGAUACUGAUUGCAACGAUGGCAGCGACGAGGUUAACUGCACCGAUGCUACGAAUCAUUCAACUAAUAAAACUUGCAAGGGAUUCUCAUGCGACGAAGGCAAGACCUGUAUAUCAACGCUAUGGAUGUGCGACGGGUUUUACGAUUGCCAAGACAAAACCGACGAGAUCAUAGAAGAAAACUGUCACCACAAAUACCGGAACCACAUCAUGCAGGACCCGCUGUAUUGCUUGAGCGAGUUGAGCACAGGCGAGCAGCACCACUACUGCUCAGAUUCGUCCUACUGCCUGCCGGGUGAUAUGAUGUGCGAUGGCAUCCCCGACUGCCGCGAUGGCAGCGACGAGGGACCCUUCUGUGCUAAUUGGACUACAAUGUGUACUGCAGAAAAUAAUCCAUGCGUAGAAAACAUAACAAGGUGCUUUCCAGACCGCAACGGUCCCACUUGCAUGUGCGAGAGUUUCGCCAACGAGAAGAAAUUUAACUACGAGAAGAAAAUUUGCGAAGACGUAGACGAGUGCGCCCAACUCAAGCCUCACUGCUCGCACUACUGCGAGAAUGCAGAAGGAAGGUACAUUUGCAGUUGCGACGAGGGGUACACCACAGACCCCUUCAGUUACCUCUGCUAUGCUACUGGACCUGAAGGCCUGAUAUUCUUCACCACGGCAGACAAGAUAGCUUUGGUGAAAAUAAAGAGCAAACAUAAACUCAUCAUAGCGCAAGAUAUAAAACAAGUAAGUCUUAUUUUAUUACUUAUUAACCCUUUUGUUAUUUGAAAAAAAAAAAAAAACCUUGAAAUAACAACAAAAAACUUCUAAACAUAAAAAAACUAGCUCUCGGGAAAAUAGAAAGCAAACAGAAAGUCAUCAUACCCCAAGAAUCCAAGAUAUAACUUAUUUAAAAUUAAUUCUUAUUUAAAAAAUAAACCAUUGAAACAAGAAAUAAAUCUAAACUGAGAAGUUUUAUUCGUAAGUAACCAUCAUGAGGUAAAAAGAAACUGCAUUUGAAACCACAAAAUCCCAAAAACAGUAGAUACUUAGAAAUACUAUUUCACAACCUGGCCUGGUGCUGCUACGCGCUACGAGGAUAAUAACCGUAGCAACUACAACAGAAACUGUAGCUCAAUAUCAAUAUUCGUAGCAUACUACGACAACAGACUAGCACUACGAUGUGUUGCUACGACGUAGCGACUUAUAGGUACUUCGAGAACGUUGCACUUAUUUUGUGCUUUUUAAAAUGAAAGAAAAAUAUCUUGCUGAUCACUAUGAGACUCAAUAAUGAAAAAUAGACAUAAAGAGGCCUAUACUAAAAUUAUAGUUAAACAUCUGAACUUUUAAGUAUCAUUUCAGUAUGAAGCCGUAACAGGUUCUAAAAUACAACUCAAAAACAUUGAACCCGAAAAACAAGCGGUCGAAAACAAAUACGCGCCAAAAGAUUUUGACCCGCAUUGGUUUUUGGCGGCUUCUUUUUUUUUUUUUUGUUGUUGACCCAGGGAAAAUCCUCAUGGAUACCACAGCGCACGGAGCACGGUGUGGUUAUGCCGGACUCUUACCGGCUAAAAACCCUGGGGUGUUCCGUAGGU